This is a messenger RNA of Bufo bufo (common toad), 2286 nucleotides long. RefSeq names its product GTP binding protein 4 (gene GTPBP4). The record is from RefSeq and is a predicted model, not a curated record. The transcript has 17 exons. The coding region runs from base 72 to 1973 and encodes 633 amino acids. Gene Ontology annotation, biological process: ribosomal large subunit biogenesis. Gene Ontology annotation, molecular function: GTPase activity; RNA binding; GTP binding. Gene Ontology annotation, cellular component: nucleolus. NCBI's taxonomy places the organism in Eukaryota, Metazoa, Chordata, Amphibia, Anura, Bufonidae.
CCGUCUCUUCGCAUGCGCUGCCUUCCUGCCUCUUCCACUCCGUCCGGACCGGGACAGGACGGGCCGCAGACAUGGCGCUGUAUAACUUUAAGAAGAUCACGGUGGUGCCGUCCGCUAAGGACUUCAUAGACAUCACCUUGUCGAAGACCCAAAGAAAGACGCCGACAGUGAUCCACAAGCAUUAUCAGAUCAACAGGAUCCGGCAUUUUUACAUGAGGAAGGUGAAGUUCACCCAGCAGAACUACCACGACCGCCUCUCGCAGAUUCUCACAGAUUUCCCUAAAUUGGAUGACGUACAUCCGUUCUAUGCCGAUUUAAUGAACGUCCUCUACGACAAGGACCACUACAAGCUGGCAUUGGGGCAAAUAAACAUCGCCAAGAACCUAGUGGACAAUGUGGCCAAGGAUUACGCGAGGCUAAUGAAAUAUGGAGACUCCUUAUACCGCUGCAAGCAGCUGAAGCGGGCGGCGCUGGGGCGCAUGUGCACCAUUAUCAAGAGGCAGAAGCAGAGCUUGGAAUACCUGGAGCAAGUGCGUCAACAUCUGUCCCGUUUGCCAAGCAUCGACCCCAACACACGUACCCUGCUUCUCUGCGGCUACCCCAAUGUCGGGAAAUCCAGCUUUAUAAAUAAGGUGACCAGGGCAGAUGUAGAGGUGCAGCCGUACGCCUUUACUACGAAGUCGUUAUUUGUGGGGCACAUGGAUUACAAGUACCUCCGCUGGCAGGUAGUGGACACCCCUGGGAUUCUAGAUCACCCCCUGGAGGAGAGGAACACCAUUGAGAUGCAGGCCAUCACUGCCCUGGCUCACCUCCGGGCUGCUGUCCUGUACGUCAUGGACGUCUCCGAGCAGUGUGGACAUACGUUAGAGCAGCAGCUGGAGCUCUUCAACAACAUCCGCCCUCUGUUCUCUAAUAAACCUCUCAUUAUGGUCCUGAAUAAAUGUGAUGUGAAGCGCGUCUCUGAACUCAGUGAGGAACACCAGAAAAUCUUCAAGGACUUGGAGAAUGAGGGCUUGCCAUUGAUUGAGACCAGCACCCUUACCGAGGAAGGCGUCAUUCAUGUGAAGACCGAGGCGUGUGACAAGCUGCUGGCUCAUAGAGUGGAAAACAAGAUGAAGGGGAACAAAGUCAAUGACGUUCUCAACCGGCUGCACCUCGCAGUACCAUCCAAGAGAGAUGAGAAGGACAGACCACCUUUUAUUCCAGAAGGUAUUAUAACAAGAAAGAAACGUAUGGACAUCAGCACUCCAAAGAAGAAAUUGGAGAAAGAUCUUGAAAUGGAGAUGGGCGAUGACUAUAUCCUGGAUCUGCAGAAAUACUGGGAUAUAAUGAAUCCAUCAGAGAAAUAUGACAGGAUACCAGAGGUCUGGCAAGGCCAUAACAUUGCUGAUUACAUCGAUCCUGAGAUAAUGAAGAAAUUAGAAGAAUUGGAAAAAGAGGAGGAGCUGAAGGAAAGAGCUGGUGAAUAUGACAGUGACAUUGAAAGCGAGGAUGAAGAAAUGGCAGAAAUUCGCGAGCUUGCUCAGCAGAUUCGUGAGAAGAAAAAACUGAAGAUUCUUGCAUCAAAAGAGAAAGAUAUCCAUGCACCACGGCUCCCAAGGACUGCUAAGAAGGUGCAGCGCAAGACAUUAGAGAAUGAGUUGAGUGAUCUCGGGCUUGAUAUGACUGAGAAAAAUGAGACCCACUAUGCUGCACAAGCAAGAUCCAGGAGCGUGCAAAGGAAACGUAAGCGUGAAGAGUCUGCCCCACCAACAUCUGUCACCCGCAGCCGAAGCAACUCAAAACCCCCACGAGACCAAUCUGGGGUCCGUGAUGCUAAGAUGGCCAAGAAAGCAAAGAAGAUCAUGAAGAAUUCUCAGAGGAAAAUUAAUAGAAUGGGCAAGAAAGGAGAGGCCGACAGACACGUGUAUGAUCUGAAGCCCAAGCAUUUACUGGCCGGCAAGAGGAAAUCUGGCACCACGGACUGGAGAUAAGGUUGUCACAGGCAGGAGCACAUCCGUCAUCCUGCUCUGCCACCGAAAGGACUUCCAGGGUAGAAGGAGCGAUUGCCAUCUUUAUAAAGCUCUCAUUUCAUAAUGUGUAUGCCAUAACAGUGAAUUGGCUUCAUUGACUAGACUGUACUCUGAUGACCACCCCUCAGAUUAGGCCUUUUUACAUCUUUGGUUAUAAUUGAUCAACACAAUAAGAAUGAAUGAUCAUUGCAGCAUCUUGAGGUUUCCAGGUUUGAUGCCUUCAGAUGUCAAAAGAAAUUGUUCAGCAUCUGGUAUUCAUUCACGAAAAUUGACU